Molecule: messenger RNA, 1717 nt
Organism: Populus nigra (black poplar)
Lineage: Eukaryota; Viridiplantae; Streptophyta; Magnoliopsida; Malpighiales; Salicaceae
Product: probable E3 ubiquitin-protein ligase LOG2
Exons: 3
Coding region: 409-1482 (357 amino acids)
Biological process (GO): protein ubiquitination
Molecular function (GO): ubiquitin protein ligase activity
Source: RefSeq, a predicted model, not a curated record
CCCAUUACAACCACCCACCCCCAGAUUCCUCCUCCUCCUCCCCCCCUCCUCUGUUCAUCCCUGGUGUUCUUCUCUUUUCGCAAAAUCAUUCCUCCUCCUCCUCCCUCUCUUCUCCUUGUUGUUGUUGUAUAAACAGCAAACAAAAGCAGAAAUAAAAAAUCUCCUUGUUGUUUCCCUCCAUUUCCUUCCUCACCGAAAACUUUCCCUUCGUUUCCUUCCUUUCUACGAUUGCCAUUAAAACAAAAAUAAAACAAAAAACAGAACCGUUGAAGGUUCCAGAUCCGCUUCUGUCAGGUACAGCUAAACAAAGCUACUGGAUAAUUCUCUCACCUGUUUUUUUAGCAAACUGUGAACCUAAAAAAGACAGAAACAAAACAGAAACAGUCCAACCCAACCCAAAACUUCAUAAUGGGCAACAUCAGCAGCAGAAACAACGUUAACAGCAGGCGGAGCCUCGGCAGCCGGCGGAGCCACCCUCCACCUCCACCGCCAGCACCCCCACAGCCUGAAAUCACGGCCAACCGUUACGUUUUCGCCGCUGCAACACCUUACCCUUCGCAAUAUCCAAACCCUAACCCUCCACGAUACUACCAGCACCCUGGCUACUAUCCAGCCCAGCCAACAGCGAUGUCUGUGCCUUUGCCAGCUCCGUAUGAUCAUCACCACCGGGUGGACCAUCCGGCGGCUCAUUGGGUGAGUGGGAGGUGCCCAAUGAUGCCCCAACCGGCGCCUUAUGUGGAGCACCAGAAGGCGGUUACUAUAAGUAAUGAUGUUAAUUUGAAGAAGGAGAGUUUGAGGAUUGAACCGGACGAGGAGAAUCCAGGGAGCUAUCUUGUUACAUUCACGUUUGAUGCUACUGUUGCUGGAAGCAUCACUAUUAUUUUCUUUGCAAAAGAAGGUGAGGAUUGUAUCCUGACACCAAUGAAGGCUGACCUCCUUCCACCAGUAACAGUUAAUUUCCAACAAGGUCUGGGCCAGAAGUUCAGACAGCCUUCUGGGACAGGGAUUGAUUUCACCUUGUUUGAGGAGAAAGAGUUGGUAAAAGAGGGUGAGAUGGAUGCCUAUCCUCUAGCAGUAAAAGCAGAGGCAUCCCCUGCUAAUCAAAAGGGAACAGAAGGAAACCAAAUGUCUGGAGCUACGAACUCUCAGAUAACACAUGCAGUGUUUGAGAAGGAGAAAGGUGAGUACCAAGUAAGGGUGAUGAAGCAGAUCAUCUGGGUGAAUGGGACGAGAUAUGAGCUUCAGGAGAUAUACGGGAUUGGAAAUUCUGUUGAUGGUGAUGUUGAUGCAAAUGACCCAGGUAAAGAAUGUGUCAUUUGCCUGUCAGAACCACGGGACACUACCGUUCUUCCUUGCCGACACAUGUGUAUGUGCAGUGGAUGUGCAAAGGUUUUGGGGUUCCAAACGAACAGAUGCCCCAUCUGCAGGCAACCAGUUGACAGGCUUCUAUUGAUAAAGGUCAACAAUGGGCCUGAUGAAUGACUAAACAGGUGCUGCUGCCACUUGUAUGUGGAUAGUAGUUUGCUGGUCUUGUUUUCCUUUCAAAUCCCCUGCUUCUGUAAUAAUCAAACGGGAAAAUAUGCAAGUGGCAAGGGUAAAAUACUGGCAUUGUGCCAAAUAUGCAAGCCAACGCCAUCAGCCAGCAUUUGCAAGUCCUUGGUGGCAAUUUCUUUGAACUAUGAAGAAUUCAAAAUAUAGAAUAUGUUUUGUUUCUCAA